CAAGGAGCCCCGGGCCGAGGCUGGCUGCUCCCCUGCUCUCUCUAAAUAGGAGAUGUUCUCAGGACAGCACCCAGGGGACUGGCUGGAAGCAGAUUUGGAGGGUGAUGCACCGCGACAGCUAAAAGUUGGAUAGAGUUUCAGCAGCUACUAUAUAUAAAGCAGGGAGACUUAUGUCACUGCACUAAUUAAAUUCCUUCGGGGGCUUUUCUGAGCCUCUCGCCCCACUGCAAGAGGCAGAGAGGCCGGGGGCAGAGCAUGAUGAUGGACCUUUUCGAGACGGGCUCCUAUUUCUUCUACUUGGAUGGCGACAAUGGAGCCCUGCAGCAGCUGGAGAUGGCCGAGGGGUCCCCCCUGUACCCGGGCAGCGACGGCACGUUGUCCCCCUGCCAGGACCAAAUGCCCCCGGAGGCCGGGAGCGACAGCAGUGGCGAGGAGCACGUCCUGGCCCCCCCGGGGCUGCAGCCCCCGCACUGCCCCGGCCAGUGCUUGAUCUGGGCUUGCAAGACCUGCAAGAGGAAGUCGGCCCCCACGGACAGGAGGAAAGCGGCCACCCUGCGGGAGAGGCGGCGGCUGAAGAAGAUCAACGAAGCCUUCGAGGCUCUGAAAAGGAGGACCGUGGCCAACCCCAACCAGCGCCUGCCUAAGGUGGAGAUCCUGCGGAGCGCCAUCAGCUACAUCGAGCGGCUGCAGGACCUGCUGCACAGGCUGGAUCAGCAGGAGAAGCUGCAGGACAUGGGGGGAGAGCCCUUCGGCUUCAGCCCCAAGCAGGGAAACCUCCCCAGCGCGGACUUCCUCAGCACCUGCGGCUCGGAGUGGCAGCGCCUGUCUGAGCAUUCCCGAGCGCUGCCCGCCAGCCCCAGGGAAGGUAACGGGCAGCUGCGCCUGGGUGUGCGUGCUCACGUGUGUGUGUGCAGCGCGGGCCCCGGGGCGCCCGGGCUCUGCUCCUCGGGGUGCUUCACUCUGCGUGCCCUCUACACGCACUCACCCGCACACGCACACAUCUUUGCUCCUGCUAGUGCUUCAGUGUGUCCUACACACACACACGACCACCCACCCACGCACGCACACCCUGCUCCUCGUGGUGCUUUAGUGUGUGCGGGUGUCCUCUACGCGCACACACCCACACACCCUUGCUCUUGCUGGUGCUUCAGUGUGUCCUACACACACACGCACCUGACCCCCCCUCCACACACGCACACCCUGCUUCCCGUGGUUCCCACUGUGUCCUACACACGCACGCGCACACACACCCUGCUCCUCGGGGUGCUUCAUUGUGUCCUCUACACACACACGCACACCUCCUUGCUCCUGCUGGUGCUUUAGUGUAUCCUCCACACACACAUACACUCCCACCCCACCUACCCCCCUCCCCACACACACCCUGCUUCUCGUGAUGCUCCACUGCGUCCUCCACACACACACGCACGCACACCCCCCUUGCUCCCCGUGGUGCUGCAGUGUGUGUGUGUGUCCGUGUGUGUCCUUGUGUGUCCACGCGCAUAUCCCGGGGCCGAGCUCGCCCGCGCUGGUGUCGUUGUGUCUCUCUCCUCUCUCUUUCUGUUGUGUCCCCAAGCAGGGGGCUCCGCCGGGGACUCCUCCGCCUCCAGCAGCCUGAGGUGCCUGUCCUCCAUCGUGGACAGCAUUUCCUCCGAGGAGCCCAAGCUGCCCGGCGGGGCGGAGCUGGCGGAGAAGUGACCCGGCCGGGCAGAGGCGACCUCCCCGACAGACCCAAAGCUCGGGCCCGUGGAGUCCGGGGGGGGCCGGGCGGGGCCGGGCAGGGGCUCCGGCGUCCCCGGCACCAGCCCUGCCCUCCCCGGCCCGGGCUCGUGCCGUGCCCAGCCGAGAGACAGUCCAUUCCUGGCGCAGUCGCUGCAUCGCACGUGGCUGUGGCUUCAACGACAAGAGUUCCCGGCGGGCUUCUGUUUUGUCCUGUAAAUACUUUUCUUUUGUAAGCACGGACGGAUGGAUCUAUUCAGCGGGCGGCAGGUGAUCUUGUAUAUACGAACGGCCGGUCUCGCGGGUUGUAAAAUAAAAAAACUCUUUGUGU
Molecule: messenger RNA, 2047 nt
Organism: Alligator mississippiensis (American alligator)
Lineage: Eukaryota; Metazoa; Chordata; Crocodylia; Alligatoridae
Gene: MYF6
Product: myogenic factor 6
Exons: 2
Coding region: 256-1323 (355 amino acids)
Biological process (GO): positive regulation of myoblast differentiation; regulation of transcription by RNA polymerase II; muscle organ development
Molecular function (GO): RNA polymerase II cis-regulatory region sequence-specific DNA binding; DNA-binding transcription factor activity, RNA polymerase II-specific; protein dimerization activity
Source: RefSeq, a predicted model, not a curated record